AUGGCAGACUUUGCCAACCUAGACCAGCAGAUGGAUGGCUUUCGAGCGUCUGACGCGGCCAGGGAAGAGUUUAUUCGCGAUACUGUUGCCAAGUACAAACAGCUUAUGCAUGAGCAUCAAGAUCUAAAAAAUGAUUUUCAAGCCGAGCAAGAUAAUCGACGAAGGUUCCAAACACAGAAUAGAGAGUACCAGCACCAGACUCCAAUGCCUUUGUCAUGGCACUAA
Molecule: messenger RNA, 225 nt
Organism: Plenodomus lingam JN3
Lineage: Eukaryota; Fungi; Ascomycota; Dothideomycetes; Pleosporales; Leptosphaeriaceae
Source: RefSeq, a predicted model, not a curated record